CCCAACGUCACUUCCGAGGCUGGAGACAAGAUGGCGCCCGGACGGUGCCGGCGCUGAGGCCGCUCUGCCGCCAGCGGGGCCCGGGGCUCAUGUAAUCAAAGGAGUUUCUUUGUUGUGUGUAUCUUUUCAGAACACAACAGGAAUUCAAAAUGAAUCAGAACACAACUGACUCUCCUGUUGCUGUGGAGACCUUGGAUGAUGUUCCUGAGCACGUGCUUAGGGGCCUUCCUGAGGAYGUCAGGCUCUUCCCUUCUGCUGUUGACAAGACUCGGCUUGGUGUCUGGGCAACAAAGUCAAUUUUAAAAGGCAAGAAGUUUGGACCAUUUGUUGGUGACAAGAAGAAAAGAUCUCAAGUUAAGAGCAAUGUGUAUAUGUGGGAGGUCUAUUACCCAAACCUGGGCUGGAUGUGUGUGGAUGCCACCGACCCAGAGAAGGGCAAUUGGCUCCGCUACAUAAACUGGGCCCGCUCAGGGAAGGAGCAGAAUCUCUUUCCUCUGGAGAUCAACAGGACCAUAUACUACAAGAGUUUAAAGGUAUCACUGGCUGAACAGCUGUUGCUUUGUUAUCUUUUAUUGUUAACGCUUUUUAUUCCUCUUUAUUAAAGAACUUUUUUCUUACCAUUUGUAUUAAA
Molecule: messenger RNA, 631 nt
Organism: Malurus melanocephalus (red-backed fairy wren)
Lineage: Eukaryota; Metazoa; Chordata; Aves; Passeriformes; Maluridae
Product: PR domain zinc finger protein 2-like
Exons: 5
Coding region: 150-602 (150 amino acids)
Biological process (GO): regulation of transcription by RNA polymerase II
Cellular component (GO): nucleus
Molecular function (GO): DNA-binding transcription factor activity, RNA polymerase II-specific; histone methyltransferase activity; protein binding
Source: RefSeq, a predicted model, not a curated record